GUUCCUUCGAUUCACCAGUUUCGACGAAGUCGUGGCGCGCUUCGGAUCGUUCUUUCGUACUUAAUUCCAACGAGAUACUGAACGAUUAAUUAAUCCUCGAUCUUUAGCUUGGUUAGAUCAUUUGUUAUUUGGAUAACGUUUAUUUUAACUGUGCGACUAAAGAUCGUUCUUAUUGUCGAGAAGAAAAAUAAAAAGAGAGUUUAGAUUUAGAUCGGAGCAUGCGUUAAUUCUCGUCGAGACCCCUCAAGGAUUCUUUCGACCCCGAAGUCGAAGCGGUCUCCAUCGAUCGAUGUCUCGUAGAAAGUAAAAUCACGAGCGUGAGCGUGUCGAGUACUUGUCUGACAUACAUUUGGCCAAUUCUUAUGUACGUACGUCCUCGAGAAACUUUUUGAAAGGAUCUUUCGUCGAGUCCAAGCCAGUUUACCAAUUUGGUCAAAAAAUCGAUUCAGUCGUUCUUCGCUCGGAGAAUAUAUUAAGAACACGUCAAAAUGCGUUUAUUCAAAAGACAAACAUCGGAUACCUGUCCUCAGCUGGUAUCAGCUACACCGAUAUCCCAAGAUGAAACAUCCGAGACAGUGACUGCAAAUGGUACUACAAUCGAACAGAAUGAAAAGUCCUUGGUUUUUGAUAAAAAAGAUUCAUCGAAGAGACUCGAUAGGGAUGGUGGAGAACCUGGAGAGUCUGAGAAAACUGUACCUGGGCAAUCAUUCAUGAUAACUCGUAAAGGUAUUUCAACAUGGGGUCGGAAAGUAGGCCGAAGGUUAGAUCAAUUGAAGAGAUCGGAAAGUUCGGAGUUACUUUCGGUUUCGGGUAGAAGACGUCGUUGGAGUCCAAAUCGGAAGAGAUACGAAGAUAGCUUGGAGGAAAAGGAAAAUGGCUCGAACGAACAUUCCUUUCCGGAAUUCCCCAAGCCAAAAAGAGUCUCCAGAGUGGAAUCCUUGAAGAAUCUAUUCCGGUCGACAGAGAGGAGUAAUUUUUUAAGUUCGAAUUCAACCUCGAGAAACGUGACGAUCCACGAGGAGAGCCAUUAUCCAAUGGAGAAAGCUCUCAGCGAUGGGGCCAUUAAAAACGUAGCUACGUUUCAAGUCAAGUCUGAGAAUAAUAACGACGAACGAUUAAGGGGAACUCUGCUUCAAGAAAAACAGCGACGACUCAGUCGUAGUAUUCACGACCUUCAAGAGCAAGAACGUGUCAUCGACUUUAUUCUCAUGAAUCAGCAGGUGUUAAAGACUCAAGAGGGAACAGCAUUGGUAAAGGAGACUUUGAGUAAGCUAGAGAAGGCUAGUAGUUCGAAGGAUACGUCGUCGGAAUAUUCAUCCUCGACGUCUAGGAUGAACAGAAGAAGUGACGUCUCAUUGAAAACGAGUACACUUAGUAGAGCGAAGAGUAAAAAUCUUUUCAGUAACACCAAUGAACGGGAUAGUUUUAGGAACGAUCAACAAAGAUCUUGUCCCUUGACCGGUUUGGAGGAUCUUAUGAGCAAUCUUCGUCUAGGUUGUGACGAGAGUGGUUACGAUUCCGAUAGCACACGAGCAGGUGCUGAUUCUCCUGAUAGUGAACAAUGUGCUCAGAGAAUGACAAAGCCUCGUAGCUUCUCGAUAACUUCUGAUGAUUAUCAUGGUAUAGAUCUAUCAUUGCCACCUAUUAUCAAUCAAGUUGAAUCUUCGAAGGAUACCGAAGAUUCUGAGAAUGCUAACGAUACCAUCGUGGAGGCACAUCAUUUUUUGAGUGAUUCUAACAAGACUGAAUCGACCUUGGUCAUGUCCGAGCAUGACGAUGAUACUGACAGUUGCGACGAAGACACUUUUGAGGACUAUGAACAGUGCACCAAAUUAAAUUUCUUCGAUAACUCUAAUAGGAACGAUUCAAAGAUGGAGUCUAGUAGUCGAUACUCGAAAAUAUUUCCAACGACUUCGAAAAACGUUGCAUCUGUAUCUCAGACGAAUAGGAUCAUUCAAAGUUCAUUGAUACAAACGAAACCUAUAAUUUCUACAAGGAAUCGAAAAUUUGGAAGUGGUAGCGUAUUGACUCUUCUCGAUAAUGCUUCCUCUCCUUGUAAGGACAGUCCACCAGCAACGAAGAUUAAUUCGUCGACGUUGUUACUGAAAAGUCCAAUUCAAUAUUAUAGUCCUAAAAGAUCUCGUUCUGCUUUGGAAGCUGAAACAUCUUCAGACGAAUCUAUCAAUAGAAUCAAUAAGGUUAAGAGAAUGGUUUUCGCUGAUAAUCCUCGAUCAAUAACAACUUCAACGCCAGCUAAAUCAACUUUAGUACGUCGAGAAUUGAAGACCAUGAAAUUUACCGUUGAAAGAUCGGGCAAUCUUGGUAUCUCCGUUGAGAGACGGGAAGCUGUCAGACCGUUUUACGUUAUAUCAAAGUUAGAUUCCAACGGCGAAGCAGCUAAAUCUAAAUUAUUUCGAAUUGGCGACGAGAUCGUUCGAGUCUGUGGUCGCAGAUUACGUGGGAUGACUAUCACCGAGGCUAGAAGCGCCUUACGUAAUUGUGUAGGAAACGUUGAGCUACAAAUCGCUAGAGAACCAACAUUUGCAUUUGGUGAAGAGAUCGGUGAUACUUGGGCUGAUUUAGAGAGAGUUCCUUCUCGUCCUCGAAAUGAUUCUGACGCGUGGACAUUGCAAGAGAGUAAAUCUGAUCCUGGAGUUUCCAACAUAUCCAAAGUUGAAUCUUCUCAAGUUGAUCAUCGAUCGAAGAACGAAGAGGCUCCAACAAAGCGACCCAAAAGUGAAUUAUCGAUUAACGAGACGAGAGACGAUAACGGGAGAAAAAUGACUGGUAUGAGGAAAUUUCAAGUUAUCAAGAAACGAACUUCACAUCCAGUUUGUUAUCCGAAAAGAGUAUCAAGCCUUUCGAAAGAUUUGUUGACCGUGACCUUGGAAAAAGGAGCUAUAAAGAAACUUGGUUUCUCGAUCGUCGGAGGAUCCGAUAGCAAGAAGGGUUAUAUGGGUAUUUUCGUAAAGGAUAUUAUGGAAGGUGGUCAGGCAGCUGAGGAAGGUACACUUAGGGUCGGUGAUGAGAUCUUAGCGAUUAAUGGCAUACCAAUGGAUGGAGCAACCCACACGAAGGCCCUUCAGACUUUCAAGAAUGCCAAACCAGGCAAAAUGAUUCUCUGCAUUGGACGAAGGGAUCCAACGAAUAAACGGUUGUGUUACAAAUGAUAAAACAAGAUAUUAACGUAAUCUUGGGUACAUAACUCAAUCCAAGUCUUGCGAUUGUUUAAGUAAAUUAACGGAGAAUGGAUAUGAAUGAAGAUGUGCUACAGGAAAAGAAAAUAUUUUUAUAUAUAUAUAAAUAAUUUAUAUUUUCCUAGGUAAUAUUAACGAAAACGGAUAGGUUCCCUUAAUUAUUUAAGAUUCGAGGUGAUUCGAUUUGCGAUAGAAGGUGUUGUUAAAAGAAGGUUUAGAUUUUCUGUGUGUGUGUAUAUAUACGUAUAAAAAAA
Vespa mandarinia (Asian giant hornet) is the source of this 3451-nucleotide messenger RNA. RefSeq lists its product as uncharacterized. NCBI's taxonomy places the organism in Eukaryota, Metazoa, Arthropoda, Insecta, Hymenoptera, Vespidae. The record is from RefSeq and is a predicted model, not a curated record. Gene Ontology annotation, molecular function: protein binding.